AUGGCGCGUUUGAGCGUCACGUUCCUCGCGCUGCUGCUCCUUGCCGUAAUCAUCUGCGCAGAGGCGGGCAAGGCGAGCACGCUGAGCAAAAAGGGCUCCAAGGACAAAAAGGGCGGCGUGAAAGGAGGCGUGAAAGGAGGCGUGAAAGGAGGCGCGCAGGCAGGAGGCGAGGUCAAAGCAGGCGUCAAGGCUGGAGGCGAGAUCAAAGUAGGCGUGAAGACGGGAGGCCAGGUCAAAGGAGGCGUGAAGAAGGGCGGUUCCAAGAAGGGCGGUUCCAAGAAUGGCGGAUCGAAGAAGCCAGUGACUUCAUCAUCCAGGCAGGUUGGUGCUUCUUCCGCUAAGGGCGCCGACCUGACGAGCAACACGGAUUCAUACAACACCUUCGACGCCGGCGAGGUUCGGGUCAAGGGCGUGUCGUGGGAAGCGAAGAAGUGCCCGAACGACUUGGCUAAGAAGGACUGGGGCGGGUGCACUGCCAUUAACUGCUCCAAGGGCGGAUGGCCCGGCAAGUUCAAGGAGUCCAUCAUUACGACGCAGAAGGGGAAGCACUGGGCGACCAUCCUGCCCAACGGCGGCUUUUCCAAGAAGAAGGCUACCCCCGAGUCGUGCUGCAACCAGUGCGCCGCGAGCCACGACUGCACCUAUUGGCAGUUCAUCCCCGGUAGCGGCAACCAAAUGGGUUCGUGCGAUCUGAUGGCCGGCGAGAUGAAGUUCGAAUGCGGCGACCUGGCAGCAAUCUACGAGGGCAAGGACAAGCCGGUGUAUCUGCAGCAUCCAGUUUCUAAGCUUCGUUUUCUCGUGUGA
This is a messenger RNA of Closterium sp. Yama58-4, 804 nucleotides long. NCBI's taxonomy places the organism in Eukaryota, Viridiplantae, Streptophyta, Zygnematophyceae, Desmidiales, Closteriaceae. The record is from the annotation of a GenBank genome assembly.